AUGUCUGAUCAUGUUGUACAAUCGAAUAACGGAAGUGAUGGGAGAGCUGGGCAAUCUCUGCAUUCUUACCAAUCAGCUUGGAUGGCUCAUUGGUCGAGAACAAGCUGUAAUGCAGCACCUCAAAUGCAUAGUCAUUUAUCUCAUGCUUUUGUAAACAAGGGAGAUGAUCAUGUUACCAAGCCACGAUAUUUACUUAGAGGAGUAGAGGUAGCAUCUGACUUUUGUAAAUCUGUUGGCAGUGGUAGAAAAACUGAGGCCAAAACUUUUGAAACCAUGAAUGCCUGUCUUACAAGAGGAUCAGCAUCUCAUAUUGCUCCAUACGAAUAUGACUGUCGAGAAGACAGACUCAACAAUGGAAACUUACUCAACAAUAACCUGGUAACUUUGGAACAUGAACAGUGUAAUUAUCGCGGCCAUUCAGCUCUUUUGGUUUGUGAGCAAAAAACCCAUAACUGCCCAAACUCCAAAAAGUCUGCUACUCCAUAUCCAAGGCACAAUAACACGUACCUAUUCCUAAAUGAUCCCUCUACCAGCAACCAGCAUUCACCAGGGUUUAUUGGAGAACAGUCCCAGAGAAUGCAGAAUUGUUUCAGUAUUGGGUUGGUUCCUAGUAGGAACUGUCCUUCACAGACGACCAAAUUGGAGACGUUUCACCCCCACUCGAUUCAAAGAAUGCCACAUUCUGUUCAUGAUGUGGAGACCAUGAGAAUAUGCACUACUGUAGAUUCCAUGGAGGGAUUACCCAGAGGUCCUCCCAGAAUUUCUCAGACAACUCAGAGUGUCUUGAUCACAAAAAAGACUGAUGUGAACUUGUGUGAAGGAGAUCAGAUUUUCAGAGAGUCAAGAGUAUCCAGCCAAUUUAAAGGAAAUAUGGUUGGCGAACUUCAGAGCUUAUCUCCCCUUGUUGGUCAUGGUCAACGUGGAGUAAAGCUUAAACCUCUAGAUAGCUCCAUGGAUAGUGAAGACACAGGAAAAUUUGAAGAUGUCAAAGCUUUUGAGGUUGAUUUGAAGAAUGAAUCAUCAGCUGAAACAGAUUCCAUGGAGAUAAAUGUUUUUGAGGAGAGGAACCAUUUUUCUGGUGGAACUUCUUCCCCAUCAAACAAGGGCAUGAUGGUGGACCCAAAUUUGCUCCCACAAGCUGGAAUUGCUUCAGCAAGAGAGGAAGUUGGAUGCAGCCGACCUGUAAUGUUACCUGAUAUAAACUUAGAGCUUCCUGCCCUGCCCGAAACAGCCAGCUCAAUUGAUAAUGCAGAACAAAGGACCUCAAGAACUCAAAGUCUGGACAUGGAACUACUACUCUCCCAUGCUGAGCAGCGCAGUAGUUCAAAAUCUGAUCAUUGCCCGGAUGGUCCUGUGAGACCUGAGCCAAGCAGCAGAUGGGUUAAGCGUCUUAAAUUGAGUGCUUCAGAUCCUUCUGCUCUUGGUACUAAGAGCUCGAAUAUGGGUGAAGCCUCAUCUCAUAAAAAAGUGGACAAGUUCAGCAAAAUUAUGAAACGUAGCAUAACUAGCUCAGAAUUGAUGAUGGGCAAAUGUCGUAAUAAAGAAUUGAUUGCACUAGAUCAGAAUACAGCACUCUUAAGGAACGGUGAAUCGUCUUCUGCAGACUCGGUAAGCAAAGUUCGAGAUAUCACACUUUCACAUUCUUGGAUUAAGAGGUGGCGUCAUAAUAGAGCUGCUACUCCACAGAGAAAGGGUGAAGCAGUGGUACUUUGUGAGCCACGAAGUUUGAAAGUGGCAUUGGAGGACUUGCAAAAGAAGCAAUUUCCGAGCCUUGCGGCAAUGGCGCUGAUGGGGAAGGCCAUGAGUGGUUUCCAACCUUGUGAGAUGCAAAAGAGGGGUUCUUUUACAGUAUGGAAUACUAAAUAG
Molecule: messenger RNA, 1866 nt
Organism: Ilex paraguariensis (yerba mate)
Lineage: Eukaryota; Viridiplantae; Streptophyta; Magnoliopsida; Aquifoliales; Aquifoliaceae
Source: the annotation of a GenBank genome assembly